This is a messenger RNA of Indicator indicator, 9588 nucleotides long. It is a transcript of the gene MYO15A, whose product is annotated as myosin XVA. The coding region runs from base 1 to 9588 and encodes 3195 amino acids. The record is from RefSeq and is a predicted model, not a curated record. Gene Ontology annotation, biological process: signal transduction. Gene Ontology annotation, cellular component: cytoskeleton; myosin complex. Lineage: Eukaryota; Metazoa; Chordata; Aves; Piciformes; Indicatoridae. Gene Ontology annotation, molecular function: ATP binding; cytoskeletal motor activity; protein binding. The transcript is spliced from 64 exons.
AUGGUUCGCUUCAAGCAGGUGGGCAAGAAGCGGAAGGAGGCAGCCACCAGCUCCCCACCAUCGAAGCCAUCCUUGCUGCUGCGGCGGGGCGGGCAGGCGGCCGAGAACGGCGAAUCCCUCUUCCGCCGGCGCCCGGAGAGGAAAUUCAAGCCACGGGCACAGGUGCUGAGCAAGGCGGCUGCCGCCACAGGCUGGCUGGCCAGGAAGGUGCUCUCCCGGCGUGGGCGGCUGACCGGAGGAGGCCGGGCGACUGACGCGGCCUGGCUCUCCCGUAUUGGUGCCAGGAAGCUGCCAUUCCCUGCGGAAGACGAGAUCCUCAGGCACCGGGCCAACAUGAAGCAUAUCCCUGUCAGCAGCAGGCUCUCGGCCCCCAGCACCGUGCGGCAGAGCCAGAAGAGGCAGGGCAGCAUGGCGCGGCGUCCGUCCCACCACAGCUCCCAGCGAGCCCCAGCGGAGCUGCCGGCGCCACGCUACGGCUGGGCCGAGCAGGAUGGAGCUUACAGCCGCCGGGAUGGAGCCUAUGGCUCCCGCCGUGGGUACACCAAGAAGGAAGAUGGAGCCUACAGCCCCCGACAUGGCUAUGCUGAAGAAGACGGAUCCUACGGCCCAUGGCAUGGCUAUGCCGAGGAGGAGGAUGGAGACUAUGGCCCUCAAAAUGGCUACUCUGAGGAGGAGGAAGGCUACAUCCAAACUCCAGCCUACUCAGCAGGGUAUGGCUUCGAGGACACUGGGCUGACCCCCUACACUGACUACCCCGGCUAUGAAACAGAGGAGGAUUAUGGCUUCUAUGGGGGAGGCUGGGAGGAAGAUGACUCCCCAGAGCACCCCUAUGGCUACAUGGACCAAGAAGACGAGGGACCGCUUGGCAACAGGUCCUCCCUUGCCCUCUACGACCCUUAUAGCAGUGACCCGGAGUACACUGAGGAGGCAGCGAGGCCCUUUGGCUAUGGGGGGGACCCCUAUGAGGACUUUGAGGAACCCCUUGCUGGGGAGUACCUGGGGGACGAGUACCCUGAGCAUCGCAUCCAGUACAGCGAGGGGGGGUGGGCACCACACGCCCAGUCCUCCUGCAACCCCUAUGCCCUGGGCCUGGAGGAGAUCACUGAGGCUGAGGAGCCUGAGGAGUGGGAGGAAGAGGUGGAGGAGGAGCGAGAGUAUCCUUUUUCCAUCCUCAAUACCUCCUCACUCCGGGGCAUGCAGGAGACGCUUUCCUCCAAGCUCUCCCUCAACAGGAAAUUCAGGCUCUUCCCCCGACCCCAGGUUAAGCUUUUUGGCAGAGACCGCCUGGAUGUCCCCCUCCUGCCGUCUCCCCACCUGCCCGCUGCUCAUGACGAGGAUGAUUACGAUGAGUAUGAGCCACCACCGGCGGCAGCAGCCCCCAGCCCCACAGCAUCCCCAGGACGCCGGGUUGCGGCAGCGCGGGCGUUUGGGAGCCCUUUGGGGCAAUUCCUUCAGCGGUCCCUCUCGCAGCCCCCCAGCCGCUCCCUACGCACCCCCCAGCCCUCUUACAGACGCUCUGGCCGCGACCCCCAGCCAAGAGCAUCUCCAGCCAAGGACCCCUCUCCACCUCCCCGGCAACCAUCGCUUCGUAAUCCCUUCGCCAACCCUGGCCACUCCCCGUCACCGCAGCCAGCCCGGCAGCGCCCCGGCAGCAUGCGGGGCGAGGGGCUGCAGCGAUCUCCCUCCCUCGGGGCCAGCUUCCAGCGGUUUACCCCCGCGCCCCCCAACCCUGCACCGGCUGCCCCCCGCUCGGGGGGGCCGGCGGGGAGGCGUUUAGGGGUGCUCACAUCAGGGUCAGGGAGACCUUUUUCUCCUCGGCCAUCACGGCGGAGCAGCCCCCCCGGGCUGCCACUCCCCCAGGCCUGGCCCCGGCUUCCCGAGCCCCCCACCAAGGCAGUGAAGCCGUUACAGAGGAACCCCUUCCUGACACCGACGUCGCGCCCUGGCAGCCGUCGCUUUGGCCGCGCUGGCCCUUCGUGGGAUGAGGAGCUGCCCCCCUGGCAGGGUUCCUCGCGGGGUCCCACUGGAGUGCCCCCUCCACCCAGCUCCGCUCCUGGCACGCCCAAAACCUUCAUCCAGCGCAUCGGGAAGCCCCUUGCUGGGAUGAUCCCGCACUCUCCCGCGGCGAGGCCAUCUCCAGCCGAAACAGGGGGUCGUAGCCCUUCCCUGAGGCGUUCCGUGGGGAAAUCCUUGGCUUCGCUGAUUGUGGGGAGCAUGGCCUCUGCCAAAGCCCCCCCAUCCUCACCACCCACCCGCCACCCCUCUACCCGCUCGCCCUCCUCCCCCACACGCCCAUCCCUACGGGACGGGAGCACCCGCAGACCGUCGAGCCCACCGGCGGGGCGCCGGGGCUGGGCUGACCCCGGGCGCCCCAUCCUCUCCUCAAUCCAACGCGGCAACCGGAGCCCUUCAGCGCAGCGCCGUGCCGCUUUCCCAGCACCCCACAGCCGAGCCCCCGGGUCUCCAGCUGCCCCCCGCCCCAGCAUUCGUGCCUUGGGUCCUUUGGAGGCCAUGGAGGGUGAUGGGGUGGCCGGGGAGGAGGGCGCGGGACGCUACGCGGUGGUGACGCCGCAGGUGCAGAGGUUGGGCUCCUUCCGGAGGGCGUCCCGCAUGUACAAGCAGCACUGGUCCAAGCAGCACGUCGUGCGGGUGCGGGAGAUGCCCGACACCUGGACGACCGAGCAGGGUCUUCUCCGGCAGCCCACCCAGCGUGGCAGCCGGCGGUGGGCGAGCCAGAGAGGAGUCGACAUCAGCCGAUACUUGUGCCAGCGCUCGCCGGCGGGCAGUGGCUGGCGGGACAGGCACCCCUGGGCGGACAGGUACCUGGGCACCAAAGAGCCCUGGCGCAGCAAGAUGCAGUCAUUGUGCAGCCUGCCCAUCAUGCGGUACCACGAACCAAAAGAAGAGGAUGGGCUGGAGGACAUGACCCAGCUGGAGGACCUCCAGGAGGCUGCGGUGCUGAGCAACAUCCGGAUGCGAUUCGAGCGGCAGCUCAUCUAUACCUACAUCGGCAGCAUCCUGGUGUCAGUGAACCCCUACCGGCUCUACAACAUCUACGGCACCGAGCAGGUGCUGCAGUACGAAAGCAGAGCCCUGGGCGAGAACCCCCCGCACCUCUUUGCCAUCGCCAGCGUCGCCUACUCCAAGGUGCUGGAUGCCAAACACAACCAGUGCAUUGUCAUCAGUGGGGAGAGUGGCUCAGGGAAGACUGAAGCCACCAAGUUGAUCCUGCGCUUCCUAGCAGCAGUCAGCCAGAAACGCAGCAGUGCCCCGCAGAUAGAGAUUCUGGAGGCGACCCCAUUGCUGGAAUCCUUUGGCAACGCCAAAACCGUGAGGAAUGACAAUUCCAGCAGAUUUGGGAAAUUCGUGGAAAUCUUUCUGGACGAUGGACUGAUCUGCGGCGCCAUAACCUCGCAGUACCUGCUGGAGAAGUCCCGUGUGGUCUUCCAGGCUAAGACUGAGCGCAACUACCACAUCUUCUACGAGAUGCUGGCAGGGCUGCCUGCCCAGCAGCGCCAGCGAUACUGCCUGCAGGGCGCCGAGACCUACUACUACCUGAACCAGGGUGGGAACUGCGAGAUUCCCGGCAAGGACGAUGCGGAGGAUUUCCAUCGGCUGCUCAACACCAUGGAGGUGCUGAGCUUCAGCGUGGAGGAGCAGAACAGCAUCUUCCGGAUCCUCUCCUCUGUUCUCCACUUGGGCAACGUCUACUUUGAAAAAUAUGAGACCGACUGCCAGGAAAUUGCAACCGUGGUGAGCGCCUCUGAGAUCCUGACUGUGGCUGAGCUGCUGCAAGUGUCCCCUGAAGGUCUCCAGAAAGCCAUCACCUUCAAGGUGACGGAAACGCAACGGGAGAAGAUUUUUACCCCCCUGACUGUUGAAAGUGCUGUGGAUGCCAGGGAUGCUAUUGCCAAGACCCUCUACUCCCUGCUCUUUGGCUGGCUCACAGACCGCGUCAACAAGCUGGUGUACCCACGGCAGGAGGCCCUCUCCAUCGCUAUCCUGGACAUCUAUGGCUUCGAGGACCUCAGCUUCAAUAGCUUUGAGCAACUAUGCAUCAACUAUGCCAACGAGUACCUGCAGUUCUUCUUCAACAAGAUCGUUUUCCAGGAGGAGCAGGAGGAGUACAUCCGGGAGCAGAUUGAGUGGAAGGAGAUCCCCUUCAGUGACAACCAGCCCUGCAUCGACCUCAUCUCCCAGAAGCCUUAUGGCAUCCUCAGGAUCCUCGAUGACCAGAGCUGCUUCCCCCAGGCCACUGACCACACGUUCCUCCAGAAGUGUCAUUACCACCAUGGGACAAACCCACUGUACACCAAGCCAAAGAUGCCCCUCCCUGAGUUCACCAUCAAGCACUAUGCAGGGAAGGUGACCUACCAGGUUCACAAGUUUUUGGAUAAAAACUAUGACCAGGUCCGUCAGGAUGUGCUGGACCUGUUCCUCAGCAGCAGGACCAAGGUGGUGGCCAACCUCUUCUUCGGCCAUGCCCAGGUCUUGGCCCGGCAAAGGAGCCUGGUCAGGAGGAGCAGCACCAGGACACGGCGGUACAAGGCCCCCACCGUGGCAGCCAGGUUCCAGCAGUCACUCCUGGAGCUGGUGGAAAAGAUGGAGAGGUGCAACCCUUUCUUCGUGCGCUGUAUCAAACCCAACAACAAGAAGGAGCCAGGGCUCUUUGAGGCUGACCUGGUCAGCAGCCAGCUGCGGUACUCAGGGAUCCUGGAGACCAUCCGCAUCCGCAAGGAAGGCUUCCCCAUCCGUAUCCCUUUCCUCGUCUUCAUAGACAGGUACCGCUGCCUUGUUGACAUGUGGUCUAGCAUCAUUCCCAACGGAGCCAACUGCGUGGAGAUGCUGAGGAAUCUCUGCGCCGUCGACCCCAGCAUGUACUACGUCGGCGUCACCAAGCUCUUCCUGAAGGAGCAGCUGUACCAGGCACUGGAGGGCAAGCGGUCCCGUGCCCACCACCUGGCUGCGCUCACGCUCCAGCGCUACGCUCGCACCUUCUUCAUCAAGCGCCGCUUCCGCUCCCUCCGCCGAAAGAUUGUCCUCCUGCAGACCCGGGCGCGGGGCUACCUAGCCAGGCAGCGGUACCGGCGCAUGCGGCGCACACUCAUCAAGUUCAGGUCGCUGGUGCACAUCUACGUGAACCGUCGGCGGUACCUCAAGAGGAAGGAGGAUGCCCGCCGGCAGGCAGAGGAGGAGAAGGAGAGGGUGAAGCAGGAGCUGACAAGGAGGGAGGUGGUGGACGUCACCCACCUGGAGAUCCCGGCCGAGCUCAUGGGGCUGCUGGAGGCUGCCGUAGCCUCCCGGGGGGUGAACGACGGCUGCGUGGUCCUUGUUCCGCCGCCGGCGCUGAUACCCGACUCGCAGCUCACCCUCCCGCUCGACAUCAACGACUACUCCAUGGCCAAGUACGUGCGGGUCCACUUCCAGGAACCAGCAUUCGGGAUGCUGACAGCCCCGCUGACGGCCCCACUCACCCGGCUGGAUGAGGAUCUGUGCCACGAGGCACUCAGCGUCUUCCAGCUGAUCCUGCGGUUCAUGGGGGACCCAGGGCUGGGCGGUGCACAGGAGACCCUCUUUGGCAACUACAUCGUGCAGAAGGGGUUGUCAGUGCCAGGGCUGCGGGACGAGCUCCUGGCACAAGCUGCCAACCAGGUCUGGCGUAACACCAACGUCAACAACGAGGAGCGGGGCUGGCUGCUGCUGGCUGCCUGCCUCAGUGCCUUUUCCCCUUCUGCUGCCUUCGACAAGUACCUGCUCAAGUUUGUGUCCGACUACGCCUUUGCUGGCUACAAGCCGGUGUGCCAGCGCAAGCUGAUGCAGGCCAUGGCACGCUCCCAGCUGGGCACCGCCGCUGCCCGCACCUUCCCGCCCUCACUGCUGGAGUGGACAGCGAACCGUCGGCAAGCCAGCAUGGCACUGGACCUCCACUGCUUCAACGGUGACCAGUUCUCCUGCCCUGUCCACUCCUGGAGCACUGGCGAGGACCUGGCAGGGGAUGUCCUGAAGCACAGGGGGCUGGUGGAGGGCUGGCGUGGCUGGUCUGUGGCCAUGAAGGCAGGUGCCCAGUGGGCUGAGCUGGCUGGCCACGACUAUGUCCUGGACCUCAUCUCCGACCUCGAGCUGCUGCGAGGCUUCCCCAAACAGAAGUCCUGCUUCCUCGUCGCAUGGGAGGGGGCUGGGAGACACAGCAGGGACAGCCGGGCGAUGCUGGGACAUGGCUUCGAUUUGGAUGAAGUGCCUCCUCCCCCAGCUGUGAAAGCCCCCACGCUGCCAUCCACCGAGCCCUAUCACCCCCACGAAGGGGAAUUUGGAGAGCCACGCAGCCAGAAGGGUCUGGACCGAUACCUGGACAGCCUCUUUGACCCUGUGCUCUCCUAUGGCAAUGGGGAGCUGGAGAAGCCAGCUGCCAUCUCACAGAGGAUGAAAGGAGGAGGUGGCGUGGGAGGUGGGGACAGUGGUGGUGACACCCAGCAGAGUGGACCCCCAGUCCCUGCGAACACACGUCAGCCAAGAGGUGCAGAUCCAGCCACGUCCCUGCAGCCACCUCAGUCCUUGGGCAGAGCAGCAGAAGGGGCACCAGCACGUCCUGCCCAGCCCCGGCCCUACUCGCGGAAAGCUGCACCCAUGGGCCGGCGGUGGCCGGGCGAGCCAGUGCGGAAUUCCCGGCUCAACUCGGAGCACUUCCCACGGCCCACACACGACAUCCGCAACAUCAUCCGGCAGUGCCAGCCUGCCCCACGCGGCUCCCAGCCCCCCAGCAAGCUCUUUGGGAAGAAGCUGGACCCCCAUGAGGAAGCCAUGCAGAUACUGAAGGAGCAGCUCUCAGCAGCUCAGGUGCCUGCAGCUGGGGGGCCCAGGGAGCUGGUGGCCACAGUGAAGCCGGUCACCAGCAGCAGAUACCAGCUGCGAGCACCACCAGGGCGUCUGGCAGCCAUGAGGCCCCCAGUCUCUGUCUCACGGGAACUGCCAUCUGAGGGGCAGCAGGUCCAGACCCAGCUGCACCGGAGCUGCAGUGAGGACUUCUACAGCUACCACAACGUGCCCUGGAGAAUCUACAUCCGCAAAGAGGUUUUCUACCCCAAGGACAGCAUCAACAACCCACUGCUGCUUGACCUCAUCUUCCGGCAGAUCUUCAGUGACACCCUCUCUGACACCUGCAUCCGGAUCAGCCAGGAGGAGAGGCUCCGCCUGAAAUCCCUCUUUGCUGAAAACAAACUGGACUCCUUCAGCCCCGUGGCCACUGAGAGCGUCAAGAGGGAGAUCAUCACCGCGGCCAGGGACGGCUGCGAGGUUUAUUUCUCUCGCCUCUUCCCCGCCACGGGCAGCGUGGGUACAGGUGUGCAGAUUCUGGCUGUGUCCCACACUGGUGUCAAGCUGCUGCGGCUGGUGAAAGGCACCAAUGUCCCCGGGGAGCAGCUGCGGGUGCUGCGGGCAUACAGCUACGCCGAGGUGCUCUUUGUGACCACCCCGUCCAGGAACAUGCUGGAGUUCAACCUAUGCAGCGAGAAGCUCAUCCUCUUCUCCCCCAAAGCCCCCCAGGUCAAGGCCAUGGUCGACCACUUCAUCACAGAGCUCAGGAAGGACUCCCAGUACGUGGUGGCUGUGAGGAACUACAGCCCAGAGGACAGGAGGCAGCUCAGCUUCCACAAAGGGGACAUCAUUCACCUGCAGCCACUGAAGAAUCCUGAGAGAGACCACUAUUAUGGCUGCGUGGUCCGCAAGAAGGUGAUGUACCUGGAGGAGCUGAAGUCAGGCACCCAGGAUUUUGGGUGGAAGUUCGGGGCCAUCCACGGCAGGUCAGGGCUCUUCCCCACUGAGUUUGUCCAGCCCGUGGCAGCUCCUGACUUCGUCCAUUUGCCUGCGGAGAAGAAGGAGGAACCCAGAGACAAGCAGGGCAAGGUGGCAGCUUCGGCAGCCGUGGCUGUGGCCGUGGCCUCCACAGCCGUGGCCCAGGAGCUGGACCGGAAAACUGAGGUGUCCCCUUCCAGCACCACCUUCACGGAGGCUCCAGAGGGAGAGCAGCUGGCAGCUGGAGCAGGGACCUGCCCCAUGCUGGCCUUUGCCCAGCAGUAUUUCCGUGUGGCACAGCAUGGGACCAUGGACUCCUGUGGGACCAAGGACAAUGUGCUGGAGAUGUUGACAUUCACCAAGAUCCCUAUCCAGGAGUCACUCAUUGAAUUCAUGGAUGGUGGCAUCAGCAAGCUGGCCACUGAGGCAUUCCAAGCUGUGAUGAAGUUCAUGGGUGACUACCCUCCACGGGGGCACACGGAUCUGGACACCAUCUGCACCAUCCUCAAGCUGUGUGCAGAGCAUGAGGUGCUGCGGGACGAGCUGUACUGCCAGGUCAUCAAGCAGAUCACCAACAACACCAGCUCCAAGCCGGACAGCUGCCAGAAGGGCUGGAGGCUCCUCUACAUUCUUGCUGCCUACUACAAGUGCUCCGAGGUGCUCCGGCCCUUCCUCCUCACCUUCUUGCAGAACGCCAGCAGCCACCCUGAGCUGCCUUUCCAGGGCAUCGCCAAAGCCUGUGAGCAAAACCUGCGGAAAACAUUCCAGUUUGGAGGCCGCAACCUUUUCCCCAGCAGCAUGGAGCUGAGGGCCAUGGUGGCUGGGCGCAGCGCCAAGCGCCAGCUCUUCCUCCUGCCUGGAGGCAUCGAGAGGCACCUCAAGAUCAAGACGUGCUCGGUGGCUCUGGACGUGAUCGAGGAGCUGUGCUGCGAGAUGGGGCUGCAGCAGCCCGAGGCUCUCGAUGAGUACAUCCUCUUCGUGGUGACAGAGAGAGGGCAGAGCGUGCGGCCGCUGACUCGCCGGGAAUACGUCCUGGACGUGGCCGCCGAGACGGAGCGCAGGGACAGCAACUACACCUUCUGGUGCCGCCGCGUGGUCUGGAGCCAGCCCCUCAAGUUUGACAAUGAGCUCUACGUCACUGUCCACUACAACCAGGUUCUCCCUGACUACCUCAAGGGGCUGUUCACUGUCCUGCCGCCGGCCAGGCCAGCGGAGCAGCACUUCCCACACGUGGCCAAGCUGGCUGCCCUCCAGCACCGAGCCAAGGACCACCACCACAUCCCCACCACGAGGGAGAUGCAGGACUACAUCCCCCCGCAGCUCUUCCGCCUGCUGAAGGCCCAGUCCUGGCUCCACAUGGUGACCCAGCACAUGCAGCAAACCCAGGCCCUCAGUGCCCACCAGGCCAGGGCACAGUUCCUGGGGCUGCUGAGUGCCUACCCCAUGUUUGGCUCAUCCUUCUUCUAUAUCCAGAGCUGCAGCAACAACGCCAUCGUCUCACCCUGCAUCCUGGCUGUCAACCAGAACGGCCUCAACUUCCUCAGCAAGGAGACUCAUGAGCCCAUAGCCAAGUUCUCACUGAAGGAGAUUCAGUCAACGCGGACACAGCGACCCACAGCCGGGUCCAGCUCCCCCUACGUGGAGAUUACGCUGGGUGACCUCCUGGCCCAGAGCAUCACCCAGCUCCAGCUGGAGCAGGGUCUGGAGCUGUGCCGUGUGGUGGCCGCGCACAUGGAGAUGCUGCUCGGCGCUCGGGAGAAGAGGCUUACACUGCCGCCCAGUGAGAUCACUCUGCUCUGA